Messenger RNA from Leguminivora glycinivorella, 1737 nucleotides. RefSeq lists its product as uncharacterized. The record is from RefSeq and is a predicted model, not a curated record. The coding region runs from base 105 to 1229 and encodes 374 amino acids. The transcript has 8 exons. NCBI's taxonomy places the organism in Eukaryota, Metazoa, Arthropoda, Insecta, Lepidoptera, Tortricidae.
CAUCUGUCAUGUGUUUAUGCGAUAUGUCUGAUUUUUCUACGACACAUUUUCGAACAAUUAUCGAAUUUCUUGUGCAAUUUAGUGAAUAAACGAUCGAUGUGAAAAUGGCGCUAUGCUUGCGCACGUUUUCCCACAAAAUUUCACCUAUAAACGGUAUUGUUUCCACGAAAAACCAUUCCAGCCGAUUGUCUAGAAAAAUCCCUGUGCGGGCACAAUUUCUGGAAGAUUUCCUUCAUCGGCGGCGCAUCUCGAGCUGCCCGGUGCCGGCAAGAUGUGCCGUGGACUCGAACAUAGACAAUCUUUACAUUCACGAACUGACGAUGGCGACGUCACUUCGAGGUUACCGCGAGGAGCGGCCGGAGCGCGACGGCUACCACAGACAGAGCUACAAAGAUGGCAUAGCCGUGAGGUCUCUGGGGCUGACGUCGGACGACUAUGUGGAGAAAACCUUGCCUUUUGAGUUUAAUGACACACACAAUAGUAUUAGAAAUAUAGAUUUAUCUAAAUUUGAAGAUAUAGAGUCACUGCAACCAACUUGCCUCUCUGCCUUCGAGUAUAAUGCGGUGUACAGCACGGGAGGCACCCCGGCGCCGGCACCUUCCGAAAUAGACAGAGAGGGCAAGCCCAGUGAGGAGCAGCUCGCUAAAGUGUUUCAUGUGCUCUCAGAGACGAUGCCCAAGCUCUUCAUUAAGCCUCUGGACUACUCCAUAUACCACCCUAACCUGAUCUUCGUAAACAACAUCAGAGGAAUGACCACAGUCGGUCUAAUACACUACGUAAAACAAAUCGCCUUGCUGCGUACUGUAGGACAUCUCAAGUUCGCGUACGUGCGCUUCGAAGUGAUGAAGAUCACUCAACACCCGGAGGACUCUACUGUCAAGAUGAGGUGGCGAGUGCGCGGCAUCUCCGGCUUCAAAGUGUUCUUCAUGUUCUGGAAGUACAAGCUGUGGAACAUGAAGGAGGCCUUCGCUGAUCAGGAGCUGUGGUAUGACGGCUUCUCCACAUUCUACGUUGGAGGCGAUGGACUUGUCCAGAAACACGUUGCUGAUAAGGUAAUGCCAGACCAGGACACAAUAAUCGACGACGAAGAGAAAGCGCCCAUAGCAGCCAAGAUAGCGCUCCUCAUAGGCCUCAUACCACGGAACUAUCUCUCCGACGUAUCUCCUUACUUCACGACUUCACCCGGCACGGACGAACUCACCGCUCUGCCGUUCAAAACCGUCGAGUAACUAUUUAUAGGCGAAUUAAGAUAUAUUUGAGACUAGGGCAUUUUAAUUUUUGGCCGUCAGACGUCAACAGUCUGAAAAGAGUAGAAAUUAUAAAACAUAGUCGUUCCCUCAGAGCAUAACUAGAGAGUGGACAGUCCGCCUGCGGACGUUUCUCAGUUAGAUCAUACAGUUGUCGUUGUGUGCGUGCGUGAUGACGCGACUCGCUGGUCGUUCGCAUGUACACAGACAUGGAAAUGAUGCGCGUGUAUUGCGCAAUAGGAGCGUCCAUCUACGAGUGUGUGUCCAAGAACUUGCGACAGGCGUAUUUGAUACAAAUCGUCCGGCAUUUUCGAUCUCCUUCCUUCCUUUCCUAUAUUUGUUGUUGUCCCUUUCAAAUCAAUAGGUAUACGUAAGAUAACGGGACUUUUAAUUUCUACUCUUUUUUACCAGACUGCGCAAUAUCAAACAUAGUAUCGCGUCUGCUGACAUCUGUCGGUCAAAUUAUUGAACCAAAUUACUUUAGCCCUAU